Messenger RNA from Diutina rugosa, 3690 nucleotides. It is a transcript of the gene POM152, whose product is annotated as Pom152p. The transcript has a single exon. Gene Ontology annotation, cellular component: nuclear pore transmembrane ring. The record is from RefSeq and is a predicted model, not a curated record. NCBI's taxonomy places the organism in Eukaryota, Fungi, Ascomycota, Pichiomycetes, Serinales, Debaryomycetaceae. The coding region runs from base 1 to 3690 and encodes 1229 amino acids. Gene Ontology annotation, molecular function: structural constituent of nuclear pore. Gene Ontology annotation, biological process: nuclear pore organization; protein import into nucleus.
AUGACGACCGACGACCGACGGCGGCGACGCCCGUUGGUCCCGACGUGGCUUGUCGACGAGCACACCCAGAAACAAACGGUGAUGGCGCUCUUCUUUCUCUACCAGCUGUGGAAGGUGUACGACCUCGUCUACCACCACGCCGAGGCUACCCCCACUACUGAUGUUAACGCGCCGGGGUUUGUUGCCAAGUACGCCGUGGUCGACACCGUGUUUGUGAUGGCGGUCCGCUUACUAAGCAUCGACGGCCUCUAUCUUUCGUGGCUCCAGGCGGUGGCGGCGGUGGCGGCGCUGAUCCUGGCGACGUGGCUCUUGGCGCUGCUGGUGCACAUGCCGCUUGUGGCGUCGGUGGGAGCUCUUUGGCGUCACUUGAGCCACCAGGGAGACUUGCUGAUCGAAGGGGAUACCGUUAGAGGCGAGGUUGUCGACUACGACGCCCAUUUCUUGGGGCGACUCACCAUCAACUAUUUACCCGAUUCACUGGCGAAAUUCAACCCGUUCAACUUGCUGAGCUGUUUCGACACGGCUAAAAACCCGGUGAAAGUACCCAUUGAAUUUAACACCACUACUACCGUGGGUACGUUCGAGAUCGAACACGUUGGACCGGAUAAUGUACCUCGCUACACCAAUUAUACCGGUCGCCGACUCAAACAGCUUUUGAACCAUGACUACACCCAUUUACGCUCACAACCUAAAUUUAAAGAUAGUGAAAGGGUGACUUAUGUCGAAGUCCCCGUGCUGAAAGUGGGACAGUACCGUUUGACCCGAGUGUGGGACCACAAGCUUAACCCGAUUCGAGUGUACCGCGGCCACUUCACCAUCAGCAACUGCCCCUACGCCAGCUACGUGUACCCGGCGAUGUCCCCCUACCAGUGUGUGGGCACUCAGUUUGAAGCUGACGGCGUUGAACUCCCGUUAGUGGAGAUGGUGGGGGUGGCACCGAUGACGGCCACCGUGAAGAUUUCCUCAGAAAAUACCCCGCAAAAGACCGUCACCAUCAAGCUGGGAGCGGCGAACCACGAGGCGAACGAUAAGCUGUGGUUGGCCCCGGUAUUUGCCGCCCAGUACCCGGUGCUGAAGGAUGACGGCGUGGAUUUUGCCGCCAUUUUGGGGUCUAAGCACGCCACUAAGGUCGGGUUUCACAUCAUGAGCAUCCACGACGGCUUGGGCCACAGUCAGCGGUACAACCCUGACUACAAGGGUAAAGACUUAUGGUUUGAGUAUGAGUUGAAGCGGGCACCUCAAUUCUCGUUAUUUGACGCCAACGCUGACGUCGAGCUUGUUACUGGCGGUACCAAGAGGCUCGGCGUCAAAGUGGACCCCACUCCCCAGCUGCUGGAGUUCCCGUUGUCGGUGACAGUGCUCCACCAAUCACUCAACCAAUCUCGCGAAAACCACACUUAUACGUUUGCCAACGCCUACGAACUCAAACAGGGCAUCACCAUCGGCAAACCCGGCAUCUACAAACUUGCUAGCGGCCUUAACAAGUGGUGCGGCGCCGAUGUUGACACCCAAGAUGCCGUCAACGUCACUUUAGCCAAACCGCCCACUGUGGAUAUUGUCGCCACUCCCAUCAAGGACGUGUGUCUCGGCACCAUCGGCUACAACUUCGGCUUUGAACUUGCCGGCAAGGCGCCGUUUGUCGUCGAGUACCACGUGUACCGCAACCAGCUGGGACGUUUAGUCCCCGUCGGUUCCGAGGGUGGUGUCCACCGUCUCACCACAUCGUCUACGCAUGAUAAGCUUGAGUUCCGUCCCGAGAGAGGCGGAAACUACGUGGUGAGCUUCUCUAGCAUCAAGGACAGUCUCCACGCUCCGAUUACUCUCGAUGGCAAUUUGACGUAUGGCACUUACUUCAACCAAGUAUCGCGGGCUGAACUCACCGGGCCAUCGGUGAUUCACUUGUGCUACAACGAGUCUACUCAAGUGCCCAUUCGCUUUUCGGGUAACGGCCCUUACUACGUCACUUAUAACAUCGUCAAUGCCGCUACCGGGUCAGUGGUGUCGCGUGUGACCAAUGCCACUGUCGACGGCGACACCCACGUUGUGGAUGUCCCGAGAAAGCUCUUGAGAAACACUCCUAAGGCCAAAAUAUUCCUCGAAGCUGCCCAGGAUAAGUUCCACUGCAAGGCUGAUGUCGACCCUCAGGCUAGUGUCACCGUCGUUGCUCGCACUGAUAUCCCUACCCUCGAAUUUGCUGAGGCUAAGGAGUACACUAUUGCUGAAGGGACGUCGGUAAGAAUCCCGCUCAAGUGGCAACUGUCCACUGGUCCCUCGAAGAAGGAUAAGGUGCGGUUCAAACUCAUCGAUGGGGCCAACGACCCGCCCAAGUUUAUCCGCCAGCUUCAAGUGCUGUCGAUGGAGGCGUUGGUGGCCAAGGAACAAGGGAUUUACCAACUUGUGCUGUUUGAAAACGGCGGCUGUUCCGGUCGUAUUGUCAACAACGAGCAAACGGUGAAAGUCUCGUUCUUCCCUAAACCUACAGUGUCUAUUGCCAGCCCUCACGAGAUCGAGCGUCUCAACGAGCUGGUGGUGCUUAAGCUGGUGUGUGAGGACGCAUUUCAGCCCCUCGAACUUACGUUUUACGGGGUGCCGCCGUUCACCCUCGACUAUCAGUUACAGCUUGCCCUGGGUGAAGUGGAGACCCGCGUGCAGAGAAUUUUGGGUCACACCGAAAAGAUUGAGCUUCCCACUAAUGAAAACGGCGACUACAAACUUUCGAUUACCAAAGUGUGGGACAAUAACUAUAAACGGGGCAAGUCGCAAGUGGACACCGUCGACAUUACUGCCGCCUACUCAGUGGCGGGCAAACCCGAUGUCUCGUUUGCCGAGCUGCUGUUGGCGGUAUGCGAGAACCAAGUGAAGCGCUACGCCGGCCACUUGCUUCCCAUCAAUUUGGUGGGCGUGCCUCCGUUCACGGUGGAAGCUGUGCUUACUCACCAGGCUACGGGAGUCCAAGUCCCGCUUCAUUUCAAUGAUGUGGUGGGUGGUUUCCUCGAGCUUCCGCCCUCACAGUUAACGGACUCGCUUACUCUCGGGACCCAUACGGUGGAAAUCAAGAGCAUCAGAGGUGCCAACGGGUGUUUCCGCGACUCGUUUGCUCUGCCUCAACUGGUAACAUACACCAUCAACGUUACUCCUGUGCCUCUGAUGGUGAAAGCCAGCGACCGCUAUCACUUCUGUGUCGGUGACCACGUAGCCUAUAACCUUACCGGGACGGCUCCGUUCACUCUUGAUUACACGUUUGCCGGUAAGCAGCGCCAGGCGUCGCUGGAACACCAUUUCCGCCGUUUGGCGAGCGAAGCCGGGAUUUUAUCGAUGACACGUCUUCAGGACUCGUCGCCCAACCAGUGUGCGGUGGAGUUUGUUGGAGACGAGCAAAAGUUGCUUGAGUUGGAAGUGCACGAGAUCCCCUCGGUCAAGGUGCAAAAGGGGGACUACAUCGUCGAGGAUAUCCACGAGGGCGAGUACACCGAGCUUAGGUUCUCGUUCCAAGGGGAGCCGCCGUUCAGUCUCACCUAUAUUCGUACCACCGUGGCCACUCGUCUGGGGGUGCCACCAACAGUGCUCGAGACUAUUGAGGUUGAUGAUAUCUGGGAGCGUGAGUACGUGGUGAAGGCCAGCCUUGAAGGGACGUACGAGGCGACCCGCAUCGCCGAUAAGUAUUGCGUGGCCGUACGCAGCCACCAGUAG